AUGGCCAUCUCGUUUUAUAGUGUAGUGUUAUGGCUACAAUGUUUGGCUGUAGUACACACCUUCAUACCCAAAUGGAGCUACUACGAUUGGUACUGGUACGUCGCAGACUACGAGAAGACAGAAAUAGAUCCUGAAAGAUACACAUCACCGCUUCCCACGAGAGUAAACGGUACCAGAGAAGAUGUACCAAGUCCAUUGGAAACACCAGAUUUUAGACUGGAGGAGAAACCUUACUACAGGUGGCAAACCCUUCCACCGACUCCUACGCCUGAUGAACUAGCCUUAUUAGUAGGUUACCAGUUCAUAAAAGCUUUUCAUAGAAAUCCUUUGCCUUGGGUGAAAUACGCUACUGAAUGGGGAUGGUUCCAUUGUGUAAGUAGCACUUGGGCCCCAUUAGGCUUGGACCAGGGUAUGAAUAUGCAUCGGGCAGUGGAAGGAAAUAGUUGGGUGUACGAUGGUUUGAUUGUACACGCUUUCAUACCGAAGUGGGCCUACUAUGAUUGGUACUGGUACGUCGCAGACUACGAGAAGACAGACAUAGAUCCUGAGAGAUACACAUCACCACUUCCCAAGCGGGUAAAUGGUACUAGGGAAGAUGUACCAAGUCCGUUGGAUACGCCAGAUUAUAGACUGGAGGAAAAGCCUUACUACAGAUACCAUGAUGUUCAAGAAAUUGAGGGUUUUGGCCACGUGUGCUGUGCUGACGAGAAGACAUGUACUAACUACAGCUACGUCAACGGAGUUGAUAUUGAGGAAAAGAAGACAUUUUCUACUGAGUGGGGAUGGUUUCAUUGUGUAAGUAGCACUUGGGCCCCAUUAGGCUUAGACCAGGGUAUGAAUAUGCAUCGGACAUUCGAAGGAUCAAGUUGGUUGUACGAUGGUUUGAUUGGUAUGAAUUCAUUGUCAAUGAAACUAAGAACGAUAGACAUGGUACAUUACUUUAUCGUUUUAGAUACACAUUCAGUGUUAGAAUUCUUUUACGAUUCUUACAUGGGUUAUCAUAAAUGGGAAUUUCUUGACUAUAGAUUUGAGGACACGAAGGGUUGGACGUUGGAGUGUAAAAAUCCGGAGAACCUAUAUUGGAAUUGGGAGUUUGGCGAACCGUUAUUGGAAUUAGGCAGUGAUUUGCCUAAUUACUGA
Molecule: messenger RNA, 1140 nt
Organism: Diatraea saccharalis (sugarcane borer)
Lineage: Eukaryota; Metazoa; Arthropoda; Insecta; Lepidoptera; Crambidae
Source: the annotation of a GenBank genome assembly